AACCGAAGAAAAAGACAGGGUCAGAAACUUGAGUAGAGUGAGAGAACUAGCAGUACAAGCUUAAACCUCAAAUCUGGAUCCAUCAUCUCUUUCGCAUGUAAUCUUAAAAAUUUACAGUAAAACCCUAACAAUGGCAAAACUCUCAUUCUUCUGUUUCAUCAUUUUCUCUCUCUUCAUCUCAUUCUCAACCGCCUUUAAUCCAGAGAAGCCAACCGAUCGACGGAUCCUUGUCAUUUUGGACGACGCAUCUCUCAAAUCUUCUCACUCCAUUUUCUUCAAUUCUCUAAAAUCUCGUGGUUAUGACCUUGAUUUCAAGCUUUCCGACGAUCGCAAAAUCGCUCUUCAACGAUAUGGAAACUACUUGUACGAUGGCCUCGUUCUAUUCUCUCCUUCCGUUGACAGUAUUGGAGAGGGAUCGUUGAAGUUGAAUGAUGUGUUGGAAUUUGUUGAUUCUGGUCAUGAUUUGAUUGUUGCUGCUAAUGCUAAUGCGUCUGAUUUCAUCCGUAAUGUUGCUUCUGAGUGUGGAGUCGAUUUCGAGGAUGAUACAUCAGCUAUGGUUAUAGAUCACACCAGCUAUUCUGUAUCUGAAAUUGAAGGGGAUCAUACAUUGAUUGCUAGUGAUCAUUUCAUCAAAUCCGAUGUGAUUCUUGGGGAGGAGAAAAUACAGGCUCCUCUGCUUUUCAGAGGAAUCGCACAUUCAGUAAAUGCUGCUAGCAGUCUGGUAUUGAAGGUUCUCUCAGCUUCUCCAGCAGCAUAUUCUGCUAACCCAAGUUCCAAGCUGUCAAGUCCUCCAGCCUUGACUGGGACUUCCAUCUCUCUGGUUUCUGUAGUCCAGGCUAGAAACAAUGCUCGAGUUCUGAUUUCUGGCUCUUUAGAUAUGUUUAGUGACCGAUUUCUCAGAUCUAGUGUCCAAAAAGCUGGGACCUCACAUACGUACGAAAAAUCUGGUAAUGAGCAAUUUUUGGCGGAGAUAAGUAAAUGGAUAUUCCAUGAGAGGGGUCAUUUAAAGGCCGUCAACGUCAGACAUCAUAAAGUUGGAGAAACAAAUGAACCUUCCAUUUAUCGCAUCAACGAUGACCUGGAAUACUUUGUUGAGAUAUAUGAGUGGUCUGGAACUAGCUGGGAACCCUAUGUAGCCGAUGACGUGCAAUUGCAGUUCUACAUGAUGAGCCCCUAUGUGUUGAAAACCCUAUCAAAAGAUAAGAGGGGAUUAUAUCACACAUCAUUCAAAGUUCCAGAUAUUUAUGGGGUUUUCCAGUUCAAGAUUGAGUAUCAGAGACUUGGUUAUACAAGCUUAUCUCUUGCAAAACAGAUUCCUGUGCGUCCAUACAAGCAUAACGAAUAUGAAAGAUUCAUACCAGUGGCUUUUCCUUACUACGGGGCUUCCUUUUCAACGAUGGGUGCGUUCUUUAUCUUCAGUGUUCUCUACCUCUACCAUAAGUAGAGCCUAAUACGGAUAUAAACUUAUUUUAUGUGAUGUUAUUACAUUUAGUUUAAUAAUUUUAGGGCUAUAAAAAUGGGUUUCAACUUGCAAGUGUUUGCUUCGGUUAAAGCGAAGCCCAAAUUAGCCCAAAAUUAGCCCAUUGAGUGCUCUACCUCGGCCCAAUAACCCGGACUAGGCUGAUUAGUUCUAAAUUCGAUAACAUCAGAUUGAGAAGAAGAUAACAAGAUCGGGAACUGACUCAAUCUAUUCUAUGGCGAAUGAGUCAACUAAAUUCUGGAGAGAAGGAUCAUAUUGGGCUAGUUUUGUUUAUUAGGGAAUUUUAUUCACUUUUGUUUUCUAUUUUAUUAUUUUAAUUAGCUAUAAAUAUAGAAUUAGGUUGUAUGAUGAGGUAGAGAUGAAUGAUUAAAGAAAAUUGUGGUAA
Molecule: messenger RNA, 1865 nt
Organism: Spinacia oleracea (spinach)
Lineage: Eukaryota; Viridiplantae; Streptophyta; Magnoliopsida; Caryophyllales; Amaranthaceae
Product: dolichyl-diphosphooligosaccharide--protein glycosyltransferase 48 kDa subunit
Exons: 13
Coding region: 131-1444 (437 amino acids)
Cellular component (GO): oligosaccharyltransferase complex; endoplasmic reticulum membrane
Source: RefSeq, a predicted model, not a curated record